AUGACGGGAAAGAAGUGUGUGACCCUGUUCGGCGGCAUGUCCCGGGAAUCCAUUGCGCAGGCGAAGGUGGAAAGUGAAAAACAAGAAGAAGAAGCUCCUGCCUCCCCGGACGAUGUGGCCCUGCAGGCGGUGGAGCAGCAAAAGAUGGAGGAAAACAACCAACGGGGCCAGAAGUGGAAGAACAAGCAAGGCCCGACCCCGCUGGACCUGGGACAGGGCGAAAUCGCCAACUGCUAUUUCAUGGCCGCCCUGUCCGCGCUGGCCGAAGAGCCGGACCGGGUCACCUAUCAAAUGCAAAAAUAUCUGGGUCUGGAAACUUGUGAUGCUAAAAUGUGGAUGAUGGAAAGAGUUCCGAAUGCAGACAGGCAUGACAACUUUCCAGAAGGCUUUCUCGUAGGAAACCAACAUGAGAAACUACGUUUUUGCAUGCACAUCAAAAGAGGCUACGACUUUUGUUGGUUCUGCAAUACAGAUUUUCUAGGUAUGGAAAGCCAGCAUUACAAGUUCCCGGACCCAGACAUAUUUGCAAUCCAUAUCACCAGCUUGUUUGCCAACUCGAAAAUGACCCCGUCGGGACAGUACAACGUGGUUCUGUUCGUCGACGUAUCAACUGCAAAAAUGUCUGGGUCUAGUUAGAAGAUUACCGGGCAUGCAUAUUUUGCAUGACCCAUGAUGCCUGUAGUGCACGACUUAGCUGCAUCACAGAUUUUUGGAAGGCUUCCGAUUCCUAAUCCGCAUGACAAAUGCCCUCUCGUCCGCCUUGCACAAACUGGGCUCCUCUUGGUGGUCAUGCAAUACACAUUUUUUUUAGAAUCCAAAGACAGCAUAAGAUAACAAGUUUGGAUCCUUCCAGACCCAGACAUAUUUGCAAUGCAUAGGACGGAACGUGGCAGACCUACACGGUGGACGAUCAAUUUUACGUGAACAACGAAACCAACAAGUAUGAACUGCAAAAGUAUUGUACUCGUAGUAAUUGCAGUCACGCAUUAAAAAUCUUCUUCUUAAGGUAAAUCCGCAUUAGAAAUUUUAUUUGUCAUGCUGAGAAAAUAAUUGUAAUGCAUUUAUACGAGUAGGAUACACUUUUGCAACGCAUAACAAGCCAAUGUUUGCGAAUUCCAAAGGCUCCUCGAAGCUGUGGCCGCUUUUGCUGGAAAAGGCGUACUGCAAGGCGAAGUUCGGCGGGGACUGGGACAAAUUCGGUUCGGGCGGCCAGCCGUACGAGGUCCUGCAUGCGCUCACCGGGUUGCAGACGGGGUUGGUCAGCACCUCCGGCCUCACCCGGAUAUGAACUGCAAGAGUAUCGUACUCGUAUAAAUGCAUUACAAAUUUCCUCAGCAUGAGAAAUAAAAUUCGUAGUGUGGAUUUACCUUGAGAGAAACAUCUGUAAUGCAAGACUCACAUUUAUACCAAUGCGAUACUUUUGCACACGAUACCGGACCUUCACCGACGACGACUUGUACGAAAUUCUGAAGGAAACCAUAUCAAAUGCGAAAAUGUCUGGGUCUGGAAGAGUGCAAGGUUUGUCAUGCACAUUUUGCAUGACUCCUGAUGUCUGUGAUGCAUGCUCUAGCAUCACAGAUUUUAUUGCGAGGGCUUCCUGAUGCCUGUACUGCAUGAGAAAUGCCCUCUCGCCGUGGCAAAAACUGGACCUCUUUAGCUGUUCAUGCAAUACAGAUUUAUUGUGGAAUCCAAAUCCAGCAUGACAAGUUCCAACCUUCCAGACCCAGACAUUUUUGCAUUUGAUGAACCAUUGUGGACAACGACAACGGGAUGGCGUGCGCCAGCGUCGAAUCCUUGCCGUUUCUGUCCAACAUUGUCUUUCCGGCCAUUGUGUACAACAUGGUAGUGUCUGUGUGCGUGAACCCCUGCGCCGCGGUGUGUCGCAAGAGCGUCCCCAUCUGCUUUGACUGCCUCUUCAGCCUGUACACGGUGGCGAAGGAGACCGCGAACUGCUUCUUCACGUUGGUCUGUUGUCCCGUCUGGGACUGCUACUCCAUCUGCACGAUGCUGUGGAACCUGAAGAUGACCGGCCUCGUCGCCACCCACGCCUACAGCAUUCUCGACGUGGCGACCGUGCCGGUCGGGUGUUGCUGCGGGCUCGGGUCCGGGACCCUGUCCGGCGAAGUCCGCAUCGUGAAGCUGCGCAACCCGUGGGGAACUGGGGAGUGGAAAGGCGCCUUUUCCGACACCUCCUGCUGCUGGAACGAGGAAGCGUCGAACCAGGUCAAGCUCGUUGCGGCGGACGAUGGCGCGUUCUGGAUGCGGCUGGGCGACUUCCGUCGCUACUUCUCCCGGGUCUCGGUGUCGCCCUACCGCCUGGAAAUGCAACAGCGCAAGUCUACUGCUGCGAGCGAGCAGUGAGGGUACAGUUGGAUGUGCAGGUUGUAGCAGAAGAAAGCCACGUCGAGGUCGUGCGCUUAAGUUUGAGUUUAUCCAAAUGUAGUUUUCAAAAUGAUAAACCUUUUGAAAAUAAACUGUCGUGCCAAAUUUCUUCGUACUUUGCUGGGUCGUCGUCGUUUCAAAGAAGUCUUCAACUUUUCAUGCACUCCUAAUUUUCGUUUUUCUCCGUCUGGCUCAAUCUAUGUGGUGACUGAACGAGAUUUAGAUUUCACAAGAACAUUUACGCAGUUUAGUUUAUCUUCUCUACCCGUAAAAUUUACUCCAUCCUAAUGUUGUAGUUUACUUACUUUAUUGAACAAGACAUCGAUUUUAUCUCCUUUUGUUGGUGGUGCCUUUUUAGGGUCCUCAUGCUCACACUGCAUCAAACCAAGCCUAUGCCUAUUAGUUUUUCAUUUUUAUUUUGUAGUGAAGCAGCCACAGGUCGUCGUCUUUAUCUGCAUCGACCUUAGCGCGAGCUAAGUGCUCUUCCCUUCGCACUGAUAAGAACUGUUGUAGUAAAAAUCAAAAUGGUAAUGGUAUAUCGUUAUCUCUGCUGGGGAAAAUGAUAUAGGAGCCAUUAGGACUCCCAAGGAUCUUCUUCAAGAUGAAGCUGACUUAUGAC
Amoebophrya sp. A120 is the source of this 3001-nucleotide messenger RNA. The record is from the annotation of a GenBank genome assembly. Lineage: Eukaryota; Dinophyceae; Syndiniales; Amoebophryaceae.